AUGGUAAAUGGCCUUCUUAAAACUGUCCAUGGUGUCCCUCCUGGUGUUGCCACGUUCCACCACAUUAUUACCGCCUCAGUUGGCAACCAUGAACUUGAAGCUAUGAAGAGCUUGGUUGACUUUAAGCGUUUGAAUCCUCUUCAUUUUGUUCCGGUGUUGGUUGAUGGUGACGUAGUGGUUUCAGACUCCUACGCAAGAUUACUGUAUCUGGAGGACAAGUAUCCACAGAGACUGUUGUUGCCUGCUGACCCUCGGCUAAAAGCUCUUAAUCUCCAGGCUGCAAGCGUUAUCAACUCUAAUAUACAGCCUCUUCACAUGUUGUCGGUGCUGCAACAUCUUGAGGAAAAUGUUGGUCCUGAAGAGUCACUAUCAUUUGCUAAGUUGAAUAUAGAAAAAGGCUUACUCGGUGAGUGA
Messenger RNA from Prunus mume (Japanese apricot), 414 nucleotides. The record is from RefSeq and is a predicted model, not a curated record. Lineage: Eukaryota; Viridiplantae; Streptophyta; Magnoliopsida; Rosales; Rosaceae.